This is a messenger RNA of Zophobas morio, 6296 nucleotides long. It is a transcript of the gene Mhc, whose product is annotated as Myosin heavy chain. Gene Ontology annotation, biological process: sarcomere organization; muscle contraction. Gene Ontology annotation, cellular component: cytoplasm; myosin II complex; myosin filament. The coding region runs from base 74 to 5968 and encodes 1964 amino acids. The record is from RefSeq and is a predicted model, not a curated record. Gene Ontology annotation, molecular function: actin filament binding; microfilament motor activity; ATP binding. Lineage: Eukaryota; Metazoa; Arthropoda; Insecta; Coleoptera; Tenebrionidae. The transcript has 23 exons.
ACUCCGUUUUUGUUACAGGAAGGCUCUAGGGCUGUAUUACGUGUCUCGAUAGCCCCAGGAACGUCCAUUAACAAUGCCUAAACCGCCAGCAGCCGAUAAGGAGGAUCCCGAUCCUACCCCAUACUUGUUCGUUUCUCUUGAGCAGAAGCGUAUUGACCAAACUAAGCCCUAUGAUGCCAAAAAAUCUUGCUGGGUCCCGGACGACAAGGAGGGUUUCUUACUUGGUGAAAUCCGAGGAACGAAAGGUGAUCUCGUCACCGUUGCGGUCGGCGGUGGAGAGGAGAAGAAUUUCAAGAAGGAACAAGUAACUCAGGUGAACCCCCCCAAGUACGAAAAAUGCGAGGAUAUGUCCAACUUGACAUACCUCAACGACGCUUCCGUAUUGCAUAAUCUCAAGCAAAGAUAUUAUAACCAACUUAUUUAUACUUACUCUGGUCUUUUCUGCGUCGCUAUCAACCCCUACAAGCGCUUCCCCGUCUACACGAACCGUUGUGCCAAGUUGUACCGUGGCAAGAGGCGUAAUGAAGUGCCACCCCACAUCUUCGCCAUUUCUGACGGUGCCUACGUUAACAUGUUGACUAACCAUGAGAAUCAAUCUAUGUUGAUUACUGGUGAGUCUGGUGCCGGAAAAACAGAAAACACGAAGAAAGUAAUUGCCUACUUCGCCACUGUCGGCGCCUCAACAAAGAAAACUGAAGAGCAGACCAAGAAGGGUAACUUGGAGGAUCAAGUCGUCCAAACUAACCCUGUACUUGAAGCCUUCGGUAACGCCAAGACCGUGCGUAAUGACAACUCUUCACGUUUCGGUAAAUUCAUCCGUAUCCACUUCGGUCCCACUGGUAAACUGGCCGGUGCCGAUAUUGAAACUUAUCUGCUCGAGAAGGCCCGUGUCAUCUCUCAACAGCCUCUUGAAAGAUCCUACCACAUCUUCUACCAAGUCAUGUCUGGUGCCGUUAAAGGACUUAAGGAACAAUGUUUACUUUCUAACAACAUCAGCGAAUACUAUUUCGUCGCUCAAGGCAAAACUACUAUUCCCAAUGUCGAUGAUGCUGAAGAACUUCAAAUCACCGACCAAGCCUUCGACGUCUUGGGUUUCACCCAAGAAGAGAAGGAUAACAUCUACAAGAUCACAGCCGCCGUAAUGCACAUGGGUUGCAUGAAGUUCAAACAGAGGGGUCGUGAGGAGCAGGCCGAGCCCGACGGUACUACGGAAGGUGAGCGCGUCGCUACAUUGUUGGGUGUUGAAGCUCCCGCUUUGUACAACGCCUUGUGCAAGCCCAGGAUCAAGGUCGGUGCCGAGUUCGUCACCCAGGGCCGUAAUGUCAACCAGGUCAACUACUCCGUUGGUGCCAUGUCAAAGGCCAUGUUUGACAGGUUGUUCAAGUUCCUUGUCAAGAAAUGUAACGAAACUCUGGAUACCAAACAGAAGAGGCAGCACUUCAUUGGUGUACUGGAUAUCGCCGGUUUCGAAAUCUUCGACUACAACGGUUUUGAACAGCUGUGUAUUAACUUUACCAAUGAGAAACUGCAACAAUUCUUUAACCAUCACAUGUUCGUACUCGAGCAAGAAGAGUACAAAAUUGAGGGUAUCCAAUGGACCUUUAUUGAUUUUGGCAUGGAUUUGUUAGCCUGUAUUGAGUUGAUUGAAAAGCCUAUGGGUAUCUUGUCCAUCCUUGAAGAAGAGUCUAUGUUCCCCAAGGCCACCGAUAAGACCUUUGAGGACAAGUUGAACACCAACCACUUGGGCAAAUCUCCCAACUACCAGAAGCCCAAACCACCAAAGCCCGGUCAAGUGGCUGCUCACUUCGCCAUCGGCCAUUAUGCCGGCAACGUCGGCUACAACAUCACUGGCUGGCUUGAGAAGAAUAAGGAUCCCUUGAACGACACCGUCGUCGAUUUGUACAAGAAGGGCUCCAACGCACUCAUCGUCGAGAUCUUCGCUGACCAUCCUGGACAGUCUGGCGGUCCUGAUGCUGGUGGCGGCAAGGGUGCCAAGAGAACUAAAGGUUCAGGCUUCCAGACUGUAUCAAGUUUAUACAGGGAACAAUUGAACAACCUGAUGACCACCCUGCGUUCCACCCAACCUCACUUCGUCCGUUGCAUCAUCCCCAACGAGUUGAAACAACCCGGUCUCAUUGACUCCCAUCUAGUAAUGCACCAGCUGACUUGCAACGGUGUACUUGAAGGUAUCCGUAUUUGCAGAAAAGGUUUCCCCAACAGGAUGGUUUACCCCGACUUCAAACUUCGUUACAAAAUCUUGAACCCGUCUGCCGUCGAUAAGGAGUCUGAUCCAAAGAAGUCCGCCGGUUUGGUUCUUGAAUCCACCGGUCUUGACCCUGACCUUUACCGUUUAGGUCACACCAAGGUCUUCUUCCGCGCCGGUGUCUUGGGUCAGAUGGAGGAACUUCGUGACGAACGUCUUGGCAAGAUCGUCACCUGGAUGCAAUCUUGGAUCCGUGGUUACUUGUCCAGAAAGGAAUUCAAGAAGUUGCAGGAGCAACGCUUGGCCCUCCAAGUGUGCCAGAGAAACUUGCGCAAAUACCUCAAGCUCCGCACCUGGCCCUGGUACAAGUUGUGGCAGAAAGUCAAGCCUCUCCUCAACGUCACCCGCAUCGAGGAUGAGAUUGCGAAACUGGAAGAAAAAGCUGCCAAGGCACAAGAAGCCUACGAACGCGAAGCCAAAGCCAAGAAAGAAUUGGAAGGACUCUACUCCAAACUCUUGGCAGAAAAGACUGACCUUCUCUCCAGUCUUGAGGGAGAAAAGGGAUCCCUCUCCGAAAUCCAAGAGAAAGCCAACAAACUUUCGGCCCAGAAGAGCGAUCUAGAAUCACAAUUAUCCGAAACCCAAGACCGCCUCAGCCAAGAGGAGGAUGCUCGCAACCAACUCAUGCAACAGAAGAAGAAACUCGAACAAGAAAUCUCCGGAUACAAGAAAGACAUCGAAGACCUCGAACUCAACGUACAGAAGGCCGAACAAGACAAGGCUACCAAGGACCACCAGAUCAGAAACUUGAACGAUGAAAUCGCCCACCAGGACGAACUCAUCAACAAGCUCAACAAGGAGAAGAAACUCUCCGGAGAAAGCAACCAAAAGGUCGCCGAGGAACUCCAAGCCGCCGAAGACAAAGUCAACCACUUGAACAAAGUCAAGGCGAAACUCGAACAGACCCUCGACGAACUCGAGGACUCUCUCGAACGCGAGAAGAAACUUCGCGGUGACGUUGAGAAGUCCAAACGCAAGGUUGAGGGCGACCUCAAGCUCACCCAGGAAGCCGUAGCCGAUCUCGAACGCAACAAGAAGGAACUCGAACAGACCAUCCAACGCAAAGACAAGGAAAUCUCAUCUCUCACUGCCAAACUCGAAGACGAACAAUCCGUUGUCGGUAAGCUCCAGAAACAGAUCAAGGAACUCCAGGCCAGGAUCGAGGAACUCGAAGAGGAAGUCGAAGCCGAACGUCAAGCCCGCGCCAAGGCCGAGAAACAACGUGCCGAUUUGGCCAGGGAACUCGAAGAAUUGGGCGAACGUUUGGAGGAAGCCGGUGGUGCUACCUCUGCCCAGAUCGAACUCAACAAGAAACGUGAAGCCGAACUCGCCAAACUAAGAAGGGACUUGGAAGAAUCGAACAUCCAACACGAAAGCACUCUCGCCAACCUCAGGAAGAAGCACAACGAUGCCGUCUCCGAAAUGGGUGAACAGAUCGACCAACUCAACAAACUUAAGGCCAAGGCUGAAAAAGAAAAGGCUGCAUACUUCGGUGAACUUAACGACCUCCGCGCCUCCGUCGAUCAUUUGGCUAACGAAAAGGCUGCCGUCGAAAAAGUGUCCAAGCAGUUGCAACAGCAACUCAACGACGUCCAGGGCAAACUCGACGAAACCAACCGCACCCUCAACGACUUCGAUGCCGCCAAGAAGAAGCUCUCCAUCGAAAACUCUGACCUCCUCCGCCAACUCGAAGAAGCCGAAUCUCAAGUUUCUCAACUCAGCAAGAUCAAGGUCUCCCUCACCACCCAACUGGAAGACACCAAGAGGCUCGCCGACGAAGAAGGUCGCGAACGCGCCACCCUCCUCGGCAAAUUCCGCAACUUGGAGCACGAUUUGGACAACAUCCGUGAACAAGUUGAAGAAGAAGCCGAAGCUAAAGCCGACAUCCAGCGCCAACUCAGCAAAGCCAACGCCGAAUCCCAACUCUGGCGCCAGAAAUACGAAUCCGAGGGUAUCGCCCGCUCCGAGGAACUCGAGGAAGCCAAGAGGAAACUCCAGGCCCGUCUCGCCGAAGCCGAGGAGACUAUCGAGUCCCUCAACCAGAAGGUUGUAGCUCUGGAGAAGACCAAACAGAGGUUGACCACCGAAGUCGAAGAUUUGCAAAUCGAAGUCGACAGGGCUAACGCCAUCGCCAGCGCCGCCGAGAAGAAACAGAAGGCAUUCGACAAGAUCAUUGGAGAAUGGAAACUCAAGGUUGAUGAUUUGGCCGCCGAACUCGACGCCAGCCAGAAGGAAUGCCGCAACUACUCCACCGAAUUGUUCAGGCUCAAGGGUGCCUACGAAGAGGGACAAGAGCAACUCGAAGCCGUCCGCCGCGAGAACAAGAACUUGGCCGAUGAAGUCAAGGAUCUCCUCGACCAAAUCGGUGAGGGUGGCCGCAACAUCCACGAAAUCGAGAAGGCCAGGAAACGCUUGGAAGCCGAAAAGGACGAACUCCAAGCCGCUCUGGAAGAAGCCGAAGCCGCUCUGGAACAAGAAGAGAACAAAGUUUUGCGCAGCCAGCUCGAGCUGUCUCAAGUACGCCAAGAAAUCGACCGCCGCAUCCAAGAGAAGGAAGAGGAAUUCGAAAACACCCGCAAGAACCACCAACGCGCCCUCGACUCCAUGCAAGCUUCCCUGGAAGCCGAAGCCAAGGGUAAGGCUGAGGCCCUCCGCAUGAAGAAGAAGUUGGAAGCCGACAUCAACGAGCUCGAAAUCGCUUUGGACCACGCCAACAAGGCUAACGCUGAGGCCCAGAAGACCAUCAAACGCUACCAGCAACAGCUCAAGGACACCCAGACCGCCCUCGAGGAGGAACAGCGCGCCCGUGACGAAGCCCGCGAACAGCUCGGCAUCUCCGAACGUCGCGCCAACGCCCUCCAGAACGAGCUCGAAGAGAGCCGCACUCUUCUCGAACAAGCCGACCGCGCCCGCCGCCAGGCCGAACAGGAACUCGGCGAUGCUCACGAACAGCUCAACGACUUGGGAGCCCAGAACUCUUCGCUCUCCGCCGCCAAGAGGAAACUCGAGACCGAACUCCAGACCCUCCACUCCGACCUCGACGAGCUCCUCAACGAGGCCAAGAACUCCGAGGAGAAGGCCAAGAAGGCCAUGGUCGAUGCCGCUCGCCUCGCCGACGAGCUCCGCGCCGAGCAAGACCACGCCCAGACCCAGGAGAAGCUCCGCAAAGCCCUCGAGACCCAGAUCAAGGACUUGCAAGUCCGUCUCGACGAAGCCGAGGCUAACGCCCUCAAAGGAGGCAAGAAACUCAUCCAGAAACUCGAACAGCGCGUGAGGGAGUUGGAGAACGAGUUGGACGGCGAACAGAGGAGACACGCCGACGCCCAGAAGAACUUGAGGAAAUCCGAGCGCCGCAUCAAGGAACUGAGCUUCCAGGCCGAGGAGGACCGCAAGAACCACGAGCGCAUGCAGGAUCUCGUCGACAAGUUGCAGCAGAAGAUCAAGACCUACAAGAGGCAGAUCGAAGAGGCUGAAGAGAUCGCCGCAUUGAACUUGGCCAAAUUCCGCAAGGCACAGCAGGAGCUGGAGGAAGCCGAAGAACGCGCCGACCUCGCCGAGCAGGCUAUUGCCAAAUUCCGCGCGAAGGGACGUGGGGGAUCCGCAGCCAGGGGAGGCAGCCCAGCGCCCCCGACACGGCGCCCCCAGUUAGCUGACGGACUUACCUUCCCACCACGAUUCGACCUGGCUCCUGAAAACGACUUCUAAAUUUUAUUUUUUAAGCGCUGUGUUAAAUUUUACGAACUUUACGCGGAACAAGAUCGAAUCCGCUUUUUAAUUUAUUACAACAUUCAUUUUUCUUUUAUUUUUUAUUUUUUGUUUUCACAAUUUAGGAUUGUAUUUUGAAUGAUUCCGUUGUUCAUUAUGCAUACGAGAUAGGGGAAUUCUAAGGGACACAGAGACACGUACUUCCAUCAACAGCCCUUACAGUCUCCGAGUUCUCAGUGCCAUCUUUAAUUUUAUAUUAGGUUCUCAAAAAUGUAUUGUAUGUGUGACAUGUAUGGCUUAAGGCACCAAUAAACAAGUUAUAUCGUUA